AUGGAGCAAGAUGGCCGACAGGAAGUCGUCGCGUACGUCACAAACUCCAACAUGGAUACGGAAAAGGGCUUCACCCAAGAUGUCGGAUACAAGCUUUCACCGCCCGUCCCGUCAGUCGACCUGACAAAGCUGGAAAAUGAUGAAGAUACAAACUGGAGGCUCCAACCAGAAUUGCCGCACGCCAACUUCCGAAAAGCGACGAAGAGGGUGAAGUUUUAUUUCCCUCGGGAAGGACGAAGCCUAAAGCAUCUCGCUGAUGAGUGGAUCUGCUUCUCUGAUGGGACAAACUUCACGGAUUCCUCGGUCGGCUUUGUCGCAGACAUGUUCCCGCUGAUGGUUGAGUCAAUCAAGGGCGAAGGAGAGGGACCCUUUUGGUAUCCAACCCUCCUACUGAAUCUGGACAUCAAGAAAGCGCUGCCGCCGCAGGGAGUCAAGUGGCUGCAGGUUAGGGCGGGUAUGAAGAAGGUGGCAAACGGUAGGAUGGACUUGGAAGUGUGGGUACACAAUGCUGACGGCGAUCUGGUGGCUUUGAGCCAUCAUGUAGCAUUUGUGUUGGAUGCUGCUAGGAACACAGCCGCAAGGAAAACGGGCAAUGCGAAGAUCUAG
This is a messenger RNA of Alternaria metachromatica, 606 nucleotides long. RefSeq lists its product as uncharacterized. The coding region runs from base 1 to 606 and encodes 201 amino acids. NCBI's taxonomy places the organism in Eukaryota, Fungi, Ascomycota, Dothideomycetes, Pleosporales, Pleosporaceae. The transcript has a single exon. The record is from RefSeq and is a predicted model, not a curated record.